Lottia gigantea (owl limpet) is the source of this 2142-nucleotide messenger RNA. RefSeq lists its product as hypothetical. Gene Ontology annotation, biological process: signal transduction. The transcript has a single exon. Lineage: Eukaryota; Metazoa; Mollusca; Gastropoda; Lottiidae. The coding region runs from base 1 to 2142 and encodes 713 amino acids. Gene Ontology annotation, molecular function: protein binding. The record is from RefSeq and is a predicted model, not a curated record. Gene Ontology annotation, cellular component: extracellular matrix.
AUGACAUCACUGUGUACUCUCAGUUUAACUGUUUUCUUCUGUUGUUUUUAUCAAAUUGAUACAUCGUGUGUAUAUGAUGAUUAUACAGAUAUUCUUGUGAAUGAUGUGACAAAACUCAAAUCUAUUGUGGAAUCAAAUCGGAUCUAUUUGGAUCUAUCAAAUAGAAAUUUGACGGAUAUAAAAGAUAUCAGUAGGAUGAUAAAGGAAUCCGGUGUUGGACACACGAUUAUCAAACUGGAUAUAAGCUAUAAUAACAUAGAGAAUCUACCGUCAGAUAUUUUUCAACAUCUACCUCAAGUGCGAAGUUUGAAUAUUUCAAACAAUAACUUAACUUCAUUACACCCUGACACUUUUAUACACAAUUAUUGUUUACGGACCUUAGAUAUAAGUUAUAAUAAUUUGGAAAAUUUGCCAUCUGGACUAUUGGGCUCUAAAGAUAUCAGCCUAUUAGGGUUAACGUUUUUUGACGUAUCUCAUAAUAAAAUCAAAACUAUGGGAUAUGAACUGUUUUACGAAGGUUUAAAUAGUUUAAGACAUGUGAAUAUCUCCUAUAAUAAAUUGGAAUAUUUUGAACCAUGGCCUUACAGUACAAAUCAAACAAUCUCUAAACCAAUCGAUGGAUAUGUGUUUAAUUUCUCUCAUAAUAAUAUUCGUGACUUUUCAAACAAAAUGAAAUACUAUGUCGGACAUGAACAGCCUUUCAGCGUUGACUUGAAUUUCAAUAAUUUGAGUCGACUUAGAAUGGAUAGUUUCAAAGUUCUAUUUAAACCUAGUAAUGACUUCACUGAAUAUAAUUUGGCUCAUUUAAAUAUUGAUAUACGAUACAAUCCAUGGAUAUGUGAUUGUGAAAUGUAUCCAUUUGUAAGGAGUUUCGUCGACAGUUUUUUACGUACACACCCACUACUGGCUGGAAUUAAUUGUGCAUCUCCUCCUUUACUUGCUGGUAAAUCAUUUACGUAUUUAGUUGAUAAUCCGCAAGUUUUAGUGUGUAACAUUACAUAUAAUUGUCCAGAUAGAUGUUUUUGUGAAGAUAGACCAGAUGAUAGGCUUAUUUUGAUAGAUUGUAGUCAUACAAAUCAAUUGACCAUGCCUUUAAAUCUACCCAGAGUAUCAAAAUGUUCACCAAAUUCAAGAGUAAAUCUUAUGAUGGACCUAUCACAUAAUAAAAUAAACAACAUUAUAUGGACUAACUAUACUCAGAAUAUCAUAUAUCUGAACAUAUCAAAUAAUGUCAUCGAUAAAAUUGAAUCAAAGUUCCUCAAACAUGCACACUCUAAUUUAAGUCUGGAUAUAGGAAAUAAUAUGUUCAAGUCUUUACCGAAUGCCAUACAAAAUAUCCACUACAAUAACCUUUAUUUUGAUAAUAAUCCAUUAGAGUGUAAUUGUGACUUUCUGUGGUUCAACGACUGGAUACGACUCCACGCUAAACAUAACAAUUAUACAUGUACUAUUAAAAAUGAUAAACAUUAUAUAAAAGAUGUAACAUACAAUAGUCUCCAUUGUUAUACAGAUUUAGCUAUAUUAUUGUGCUCAAUAUUAAUUCCAAUUUUUGCAAUAGUAGUAUUCGCGGUCCUCGUGUAUCAUAAGUGGAUAUACGAAACAAAAGUCAUCCUAUCUCACAUUCUUGAAAUCGCCAGUAAAAGUCAUACGAAUUUGGACAAGUCUGAAAAGGCCUUAUAUAAGUAUGAUGUGUACAUAUCUUCUAAUGUGGAAAGUACGGAUACAAGGUUAUGGAUAAGAGACAAUUUAUUGAAAAAAUUAGACAAAUAUGGACUAAAAGUGUAUUAUCCGCCUCGAAAUAAUCCCGCUAAUGACUGCAGAAUUGAUGUUAUGGUAGAAAAUAUAGCCACAAGUCGUAAAAUUCUGAUUAUUUUAGAUGAAAGUUAUUUACAUGGUGGAUGGUGUAUAGAAGAAUUUGAUCAAGCGCACCAAAAUAUGUGUGAAGAGAACAAGAGAAAAAUCAUUGUUUUCUUGUGUUCUAAUAAUAUUAAUUUGGACGAUAUUCAACAAGAAUCUCUAAAAACUUAUAUUAAACACGAACAAUUGAUAAAGCGUGACGACUUCCUAUGUUGGUCAAAGUUGAGAUAUGAGAUAUCCAAUAAAUGCGAUGAAGACAAGAAAGUAAAAGUUAUUCAUGCUUGA